UGACAAGUCCAUUGGCCGACGUAUUUGGUAUUGACCCCAAAGUCUACUCACAUGCACCUGUUUCUUGAUCAAUAAUUGGUAUUGACCCCAAAGUCUUCUCACUUUCACAUAUUUCUUGAUCAAACUAUCUUUCAUUUAGAUAACGGUGAGAUUAGAUUGUCUGUAAGAAUUUACUUGAAGGAGUAGGAGAAGGCAAUAGACAAGAAAAAUCGUCUCUCAUCAUCAACAAUAUUCAGCUUCUUCUUCGUAUUGUUUGCUGAUGGAAAACACGAGUCAACUGGUCUUAUGAUCUGUUGGUCUUUAGGAGAAAAAGGAGAGCAGUUAUUGAUUUCGAUUCUUAGUGAUUGAGGAAGACACGAUCUUGUAACUGUCUGAUAUGGCAUCUUCAUCUGCUGUUGCUCAUAAAUGGAAGUAUGAUGUGUUCCUUAGUUUUAGAGGCAAGGAUACGCGCAAUAAUUUUACCAGCCAUCUCUAUGAUGCUUUGUGUCGUAAGAAAAUCAAGACCUUCAUUGAUGAUAGGCUUGAAAGAGGAGGAGAAAUUACCCCUGCCCUUCUAAAAACGAUUGAAGAAUCUAGAAUUUCUGUAGUAAUAUUCUCCAAGAACUAUGCAUCUUCUCCGUGGUGUGUGGAUGAACUGGUGAAAAUACUUGAAUGCAAAGAGACUUAUGGGCAGAUUGUUUUACCGGUCUUCUAUCAUGUGAACCCAUCUGAUGUUGAUGAACAGACUGGGAGUUUUGGAAAUGCAUUUGCCGAGCUUGAAAAAAAUUUCAAGGGGAAGAUGGACAAGGUGCCAAGGUGGAGGGCUGACUUGACAAAUGCAGCCAGUAUAUCUGGAUGGGAUUCACAGGUUACUAGUCCGGAGUCCAAACUAGUAACAGAUGUUGUGCAAACUAUCUGGAAAAGGUUAAAUCGUGCAUCCCCAAGCAAAUUAAGAGGUCUGGUUGGAGCAGAUUCACGCAUUGAGCAAAUCAACAAAUUACUAUCUAUUGUGCCAUCUGAUGUCCGCACAAUAGGAAUUUGGGGCAUGGGUGGUAUAGGCAAGACAACCAUCGCUGGAGCUUUCUACGAUAGCUUCUCAAGUCAAUAUGAAGGCCACCACUUUCUUCCGAACAUAAGGCAGGAAUCAGAAAAGGGUCGAUUAAAUGAUCUACGAGAUGAACUUCUUUCUAAACUACUGGAGGAAGAAAAUCUUCGUGUUGGCACACCACAUAUACCUACUUUCAUCAGGGAUAGACUCUGCCAAAAGAAAGUUCUCCUUGUUUUGGAUGAUGUGAAUGAUGUACGACAAUUCCAGCAUUUAAAUGAAGUGCCUUUGAUUGGUGCAGGAAGUGUUGUUGUUGUAACAUCAAGAGACAAGCAAGUACUUAAGAAUGUAGUUGAUGAAAUAUACGAGGUUGGGGAAUUAAACUCCCACGAAGCUCUUCAACUCUUUAGCUUGAAUGCUUUUAAGGGAAACCACCCCCCAAAAGCUUAUAUGGAGUUGUCAAUCACGGCAAUAAAUUAUGCCAAAGGGAACCCAUUAGCUCUUCGAGUUUUGGGUUCCUUCUUAUUCAACAGAGAAAGACAUUUUUGGGAAUCUCAAUUAAAUGAGAUCGAAAGCUUUCCCGAGCUGAACAUUUGUGACUUGCUGAGAAUAGGUUUUGAUGCACUACGUGAUAAUAACACGAAGAGUAUAUUUCUCGACAUUGCAUGUUUCUUUAGAGGGCAUCGAGUUGAUUUUGUAAAGCGGAUACUAGAUGGCUGCGGUUUCAAAACAGAUAUUGGAUUUAGUGUUCUCAUUGACAGGUGUCUCAUUAAAAUUUCAGAUGACAAGGUUGAAAUGCAUGAUCUUUUGCAAGAAAUGGCCCAUGAAGUUGUUCGAAAAGAAUCUGCUUACGAGCUACGAAAACAAAGCAGAUUAUGGAAUCCAAAAGAUGCAUAUCAAGUGUUGACCAAUAAUCUGGGAACUGGAAAAGUUGAAGGGAUAUUCUUGGAUGUUUCAAAAAUAAGAACUGAAAAAGUUGAAGGGAUGUUCUUGGAUGUUUCAGAAAUAAGAGAAAUAGAGUUGAGUUCUACAGCCUUCGCAAGGAUGUAUAAUCUUAGACUGCUAAAAAUUUAUAAUUCUGCAGCUGGAGAUAAAUGCACAGUGCACCUUCCUAGUGGCCUCGAGUCUCUUUCUCAUGAGUUGAGGUAUCUCCAUUGGGAUGGAUACCCUUUGACAUCUUUGCCUUGCAAUUUUCGUCCACAGAACCUUGUUGAACUUAACCUAUCAUCUAGCAAGGUCAAGCAACUGUGGAGAGGAGACCAGAAUCUCGGCAAUUUAAAAGAUGUCAACCUCAGCAAUUGUGAGCACAUAACUUUCCUGCCAGACCUUUCAAAGGCCAGAAACCUUGAGAGAUUGAAUCUUCAAUUCUGUAAAAGUUUGGUUAAGUUUCCUUCAUCUAUUCAACAUCUAGACAAGCUUGUUGAUUUAGAUUUGAGAGGCUGCAAAAGACUAAUCAAUCUUCCCAGUAGAAUUAAUUCAAGUUGUCUGGAGACUCUGAACCUUUCUGGUUGUGCAAAUCUCAAGAAGUGCCCAGAGACUGCAGGGAAAUUGACAUAUUUAAAUUUAAAUGAGACUGCUGUUGAAGAGCUUCCCCAAUCAAUUGGGGAACUCAGUGGACUUGUUACGUUGAAUUUGAAGAACUGCAAGCUCGUGUUGAAUCUUCCAGAAAACAUAUAUUUGUUGAAAUCUCUUCUAAUCGUCGACAUCUCUGGCUGCUCAUCUAUCAGCAGGUUUCCUGACUUUUCAUGGAAUAUUAGAUACUUGUACUUGAAUGGAACUGCAAUAGAAGAACUGCCAUCUUCAAUUGGUGGUCUAAGGGAACUCAUUUAUUUAGAUCUAGUUGGCUGCAACAGGCUAAAGAAUCUGCCGAGUGCGGUUUCUAAGUUGGGAUGCCUUGAAAAACUUGAUCUUUCCGGUUGCUCUAGUAUCACGGAGUUUCCAAAGGUUUCAAGAAAUAUAAGGGAGCUGUAUUUAGAUGGGACAGCAAUAAGAGAGAUUCCCUCUUCAAUUGAAUGUUUGUGUGAGCUUAAUGAAUUGCACCUGCGAAACUGCAAACAAUUUGAGAUUCUUCCAAGCAGCAUCUGUAAGUUGAAAAAGCUGCGAAGGCUUAAUCUCUCAGGUUGCCUCCAAUUUAGGGAUUUUCCGGAAGUUUUGGAGCCGAUGGUAUGUUUGAGAUAUCUCUAUUUAGAACAGACACGCAUAACAAAGUUGCCUUCACCGAUUGGAAAUCUGAAGGGACUUGCCUGUUUGGAAGUGGGAAACUGCAAAUAUCUAGAAGACAUCCAUUGUUUUGUUGGCUUGCAAUUAUCUAAAAGACAUCGCGUGGAUCUAGAUUGUUUGCGUAAGCUAAAUCUAGAUGGUUGCAGUCUAUCGGAAGUGCCGGACAGUCUUGGUCUUUUAUCGUCACUGGAAGUGUUAGAUCUAAGUGGAAACAAUUUGAGGACUAUACCUAUAAGCAUCAAUAAACUCUUUGAGUUGCAAUAUCUAGGAUUAAGGAAUUGCAAGAGACUUCAAUCAUUACCGGAGCUUCCACCACGGCUAUCAAAGUUGGAUGUAGACAAUUGCCAGAGUUUGAAUUAUCUAGUAUCAAGGUCAUCAACUGUAGUGGAGGGGAACAUUUUUGAAUUCAUUUUCACUAAUUGCUUGAGGUUGCCUGUGGUCAAUCAAAUCUUGGAGUACUCAUUAUUGAAAUUUCAACUUUAUACCAAAAGGUUAUACCAUCAGCUGCCCGAUGUUCCAGAAGGGGCAUGUAGUUUCUGCCUCCCUGGAGAUGUGACUCCGGAGUGGUUUAGCCAUCAAAGUUGGGGAUCUAUAGCAACAUUCCAGCUAUCUUCACAUUGGGUUAAUAGUGAGUUCUUGGGUUUCUCUCUUUGCGCUGUCAUUGCAUUCCGUUCUAUUAGCCAUAGUUUGCAAGUUAAAUGCACCUAUCACUUUCGUAAUGAGCACGGUGAUAGCCAUGAUCGCUAUUGCUAUCUCUAUGGUUGGUAUGAUGAGAAGCGCAUGGACUCAGCACACAUAUUUGUGGGAUUUGAUCCCUGUUUGAUGGCCAAAAAAGAUUAUAUGUUUAGUGAAUACAGUGAGGUCUCAGUUGAAUUCCAACUAGAAGAUAUAAACGGAAAUAUCUUACCAUUAGAUCUUUGUCAAGUACACGAGUGUGGGGUCCGUCUACUGUAUGAAGAUGAGAAACAUCGCUUUGAUUUGAUCAUGCCAGGCUACUAUCGUUUUUAUCCUCUGGAUCGUGAUGGAUUGGAAGCAAUGUUCCAAGCCAAGAGAGCCAGGUUCCAAGGCAUAAGAUGGGAGGAUUACUCUGUCAUGUGUAGGACCUAUGAAUUCUUGGUGGACCAUCAGGAGGAGCUCGAUGUUCCAGCAUGGGCAUGUAGUUUCUGCCUCCCUGGAGAUGUGACUCCGGAGUGGUUUAGCCAUCAAAGUUGGGGAUCUACAGUAACAUUCCUGUUAUCUUCACAUUGGGCUAAUAGCAAGUUCUUGGGUUUCUCUCUUUGUGUUGUCAUUGCAUUCCGUUCUGUCAGCCAUAGUUUGCAAGUUAAAUGCACGUAUCACUUCCGCAAUAAGCACGGUGAUAGCCAUGAUCUCUAUUGCUAUCUCCAUGGUUGGUAUGAUGAGAAGCGCAUCCACUCAGCACACAUAUUCAUAGGAUUUGAUCCCUGUUUGGUUGCCAAAGAAGAUUAUAUGUUUAGUGAAUACAGUGAGGUCUCAAUUGAAUUCCAAGUGGAAGAUAUGAACGGAAAUCUUUUACCAAUAGAUCUUUGUCAAGUACACGAGUGUGGGGUCCGAGUACUGUAUGAAGAUGAGAAACAUCGCUUUGAUUUGAUCAUGUCAGGCUACUUUCGGAUUUAUCCUCUGGAUCGUGAUGGAUUGGAAGCAAUGUUCCAAGCUAAGAGAGCAAGGUUCCAAGGCAUGAGAUGGGAGGAUUAUUCUGUCAUGCGUAGGACCUAUGAAUUCUUGGCGGACCAUCAGGAGGAGCCCGAUGUUCCAACAGGGGCAUGUAGUUUCUGCCUCCCUGGAGAUGUGACUCCGGAGUGGUUUAGCCAUCAAAGUUGGGGAUCUACAGUAACAUUUCAGAUAUCUUCACAUUGGGCUAAUAGCAAGUUCUUGGGUUUCUCUCUUUGUGCUGUCAUUGCAUUCUGUUUUGUCAGCCAUAGGUUGCAAGUUAAAUGCACAUAUCGCUUCCGCAAUAAGCACGGUGAUAGCCAUGAUCUCUAUUGCUAUCUCCAUGGUUGGUAUGAUGAGAAGCGCAUCGACUCAGCACACAUAUUCGUGGGAUUUGAUCCAUGUUUGGUUUCCAAGGAAGAUUAUAUGUUUAGUGAAUACAAUGAGGUCUCAGUUGAAUUCCAACCGGAAGAUAUGAACGGAAAUCUCUUGCCAUUAGAGCUUUGUCAAGUACAUGAGUGUGGGGUCCGUGUAUUGUAUGAAGGUGAGAAACAUCGCUUUGAUUUGAUCAUACCGGGCUACUUUCGUUUUUAUCCUCUGGAUCGUAAUGGAUUGGAAGCAAUGUUCCAAGCCAAGAGAGCAAGGUUCCAAGGCAUGAGAUGGGAGGAUUAUUCUGUCAUGUGUAGGACCUAUAAAUUCUUGGCGGACUGUCAGGAGGAGCCUGAUGUUCUAGCAAGGGCAUGUAGUUUCUGCCUCCCUGGAGAUGUGACUCCGGAGUGGUUUAGCCAUCAAAGUUGGGGAUCUACAGUAACAUUCCAGAUAUCUUCAGAUUGGGCUAACAGCGAGUUCUUGGGUUUCUCUCUUUGUGCUGUCAUUGCAUUCUGUUCUGUUAGCCAUAGAUUGCAAGUUAAAUGCGCGUAUCACUUCCGCAAUAAGCACGGUGAUAGCCAUGAUCUCUAUUGCUAUCUCCAUGGUUGGUAUGAUGAAAGGCGCAUCGACUCGAAUCAUAUAUUUGUGGGAUUUGAUCCCUGUUUGGUUGCCAAAGAAAAGAAUAUGUUUAGUAAAUACAGUGAGGUCUCAAUUAAAUUCUACCUGGUAGAUAUGAACGACAAUCUCUUACCAUUAGAUUGUUGUCAAGUGGUUGAGUGUGGGGUCCGUGUACUGCAUGCCCACGAUGGAUUGGAAGCAAUGUUCCAAGCCAAGAUAGCAAGGAUGCUAGACAUGAGACGGGAGGAUUAUUUUGGCUAUUGUAUAUUAUGGUAG
Populus trichocarpa (black cottonwood) is the source of this 6175-nucleotide messenger RNA. RefSeq names its product disease resistance-like protein DSC1. The record is from RefSeq and is a predicted model, not a curated record. Gene Ontology annotation, molecular function: ADP binding; protein binding. The transcript has 9 exons. Gene Ontology annotation, biological process: defense response; signal transduction. Lineage: Eukaryota; Viridiplantae; Streptophyta; Magnoliopsida; Malpighiales; Salicaceae. The coding region runs from base 377 to 6175 and encodes 1932 amino acids.